AGAUCCUCAGGCUUUUGGAUGUUUGAUUGCUUUCCUUAGCUUUGUAUAGUUAGUUUGACCUUAUAUUUUUGAUAUGACUUACAUGGGUUUUAAUUAGUCAUAUGCUUGAUGACAGUUCUCGCUUGGUUGGACUUGUUCCAGUGCUGAUCAAAAUUGAUGCUGCCAAUUCCUUGAUCGAGGAUUAUGCGGCCUGCCUUGAGGUACGACUUGAAGAGGGUGAAGUUGUAGAGAACAGUUGUGAUGAUCUAGGGGUCCUUAUUAUGCAGCUUCUGGUUGAUAAUAUCAACCGGCCUGCACCAAGCAUCACACAUUUGCUUCUGAAGUUUGACCUUGAUGCCCCCGUGGAAGGGACUGUUUUGCAGCCUAAUUGUCUGAAGGUCAUUCUUGAAAUGCUGGAGAAGGUUCCAAACCCCCAUAUAAACUUCUUACUCUUUGAGUUUGGUUUUCAGCAUUUCGAUACCAUCGGUGUUGCUACUCUUCCAAAAAGAAGUGGCAGCCAGGCGCUUCGUGUUAGUUCCCUUCAUCAGAGGGCGUGGCUAUUAAAGCUCUUAGCUAUUGCAUUGCAUACUGGUUCUGGAAGCAGUUCAGCUCACCUAGAGGCAUGUCAGAGCAUACUUUCUCAUCUUUUUGGGCGGGAGGUAACUGAAGCAGCGAAUGAACUUUUUUCUUCCAGUACAUAUCCUCAGGAUGGUCUUGAUUAUGCUGGUACUAGUUCAAUCAGUAAAAGUAAGGCAUUGGCUUUGCUUGAAAUUCUUCAGUUUAGAUCUCCUGAUGCUUCGAUGCAACUUCCUCAAAUUGCGUCAAGCCGAAAGUAUGACUCACUGGUGGAGGACAUACUUGGGAACCGUGAUACCUCUGUUAGCGGCAGUAUCUACUAUUAUUCUGAGCGUGGUGAUCGGCUAAUUGAUCUAUCUUCCUUCAGCAACAAACUCUGGCAGAAACUUCAUUCUGGAUUUCCCCAAAUGGAUAGUUUUACAAAUGUUGCUGAGCUUAGUGAAGCUAGAGAGACAAUCCAACAGCUGUUGAAAUGGGGCUGGAAGUAUAACCGAAACCUUGAGGAGCAAGCUGCCCAACUUCAUAUUAGCUGGCUGGUGUCUGCUUGCAGAAGAAUAUCUUCUCUUGAUAAUCGGUCUGAAAUUUUGUACCGGUUACUUGAUGCCUCUCUUAGUGCCUCCGCGUCUCCAGAUUGUUCAUUAAAAAUGGCGUUUGUACUUACUCAGGUUGCCCUUACCUGCAUUGCCAAGCUUCGUGAUGAUAGAUUUUCAUUUCAAGGGGUCUUGAGUUCUGACACCGUGACAUGUCUAGAUGUUAUGAUGGUCAAACAUUUAUCCACUGGUGCUUGCUACUCGGUUCUAUUUAAACUUGUUAUGGCGAUUCUAAGGCAUGAGUCAUCAGAAUCCUUUAGAAGGCGCCAAUAUGCAUUGCUCUUGAGCUAUUUCCAGUACUGCCAGCAUAUGAUUGCUCUGGAUGUGCCAACAUCAGUUGUGCAGUUCUUGUUACUUAAUGAGCAAGAUGGUGAAGAUUUGGAUAUCCAGAAGAUUGACAAGGAGCAGGCUGACCUUGCUCGUGCCAACUUUUUUGUAAUAAAGAAAGAAGCUCAGGGCAUCUUGGAUCUGGUAAUCAAAGAUGCAAGUCAAGGCAGUGAGUUUGGAAAAACAAUAUCACUUUAUGUGCUGGAAGCUCUUGUUUUUAUUGAUCACGAGAGAUAUAUUCUUAGUCAGCUCCAGAGCAGAGGUUUCAUACGGUCUUGCCUUGGAAGCAUUAGUAAUAUCUCCUACCAGGUUCUGUUCUCCAUGGGUGCACUGGAACAUAUCGCUUCAUGUAGAGCUAUCAGCUUUAAGGGAAAUAUGAGACGGGUGGAUAUGAAACUUCAGAGUGAUGUAGGAUAUAGUGUGCAAAAGCAACGAACGAUAAUCACUGCUGUCCUAAGACUGGUGUUUGCUCUAACCUCAUUGGUUGAGACCUCUGAAUUUUUUGAGGGAAGGAAUAAAAUUGUUCGUGAAGUCAUUGAGUUUAUCAAAGGACAUCAAAAUCUUUUUGACCAACUUCUUCGUGAAGACUUUACUCAAGCAGAUGAUUUAUUGAUGGAGCAAAUUAUUCUUGCAGUGGGAAUAUUGAGCAAGGUCUGGCCUUUUGAAGAGAAUGACGGAUAUGGAUUUGUUCAAGGGCUUUUUGAUAUGAUGAGCAACCUUUUCAUCUUCAUCGUCUCCCCCAUUAAAUCAAUAUCAUCGCAGGUAGGACAAGUAGUUCAGAAGGGAUCAGAGCUCAAAUUGUCUCAGUUGCGAUUCAGCUUGACUUCUUACUUAUAUUUUCUGGUGACCAAAAAUUCUCUGAGGUUGCAGGUUUCAGAUGAUUCUCUUGAUAGUUCGUCUAAACUACGCCAACCAACGUUGAUGUUGCUUGCAUCUCUUCUUUCGCAUGUGACUGAUUCCCUCGAGAGAGCAGCUGAGAAAAAGUCAUUACUUCUUCAUAAGAUUAGAGACAUAAACGAGCUCUUAAGACAAGAUGUAGAUGCGAUCAUCAAGAUAUGUGAUUGCCAAGAAUAUGUCACACCGUCCGACAACAUACAUAAAAGGAGAUACAUAGCUAUGGUUGAAAUGUGCCAAAUCGUGGGAAAUAGGGACCAGUUAAUCACCUUGUUACUACAACUUGCCGAGCAUGUACUAAAUAUUAUCCUGAUCCGUCUCCAAGAUAGAUCCGUUAGUUCAAAUGAAAGGGGAUCAUAUGGUUCAAAAUCCCAUCUACAACAGGAUGUUACAAAUCUAUAUUCUCCUUUUCCGGUCGCCGCCGGAGACCUAGUAUCUCAUCUGCUACAUAUAAUGGUGUCGCCGAAAGAGUUAGUGGCCAUAGUACACUCUUCGCUGCUCGGAACGUCACGGCCAACUCCAACGCAGCGUAUCGAACUCACUCAUGCCAUUCGCAACUCAUUUUCCUCUAUUCAGAACCUCCUCUCUUUCCCGCCUCCGAAGCCGUCGGACAGAGCUCAAAGCUUGAAACUGAGUGAUGAGCUUCACCUAAAUGAGAUAGAUUCUGUUCGUCUGCUUGUAUCUGCAAAUCAGGAGAUAACCGACGAAGAAGACUCAAAGAUCGAGAGCAUCUUUCAAGAAGCUCUCGAUUUCAUCAAGCAUGGCGAAGAAACAGGUGGCAAGAUUUUAGUUCAUUGCUUUGAAGGUCGGAGUAGAAGCGCAACAGUAGUGCUUGCUUACCUAAUGCUCCAAAAGAACCUCACACUAUUAGAAGCAUGGAGCAAACUAAGGAAAGUUCAUAGACGAGCUCAACCGAACGAUGGAUUUGCGCGGAUCUUAAUUAACCUCGACAGGAAAUGUCUAAGCAGCAGUUCUCUGAAGCUACAUCUCCAGAAAUCUCACAGGAAACUGUCUUCGGGGAGUGUUGACAGUGCAAUGAACAUGGAGAUUCAAAAAGCUUUGGAGGCUCUUAAACUCAGCACUGGCCGUGGCUCAAGCGCUAGCCCCAAUUCUUUCCAACCUAAUCCUGGCUUCGAGCAAGUUCUUGAACUCAAGAAGGGAUUGUAUUUGGUCUUAUGGGCAAGAGAAAGAUAUUUGUGGAAUGAAGAAGACGAAGAACACAAGGACACAAGAGAGAAGACAUGGCUUCAGCAUUUUUGUCACAGCUAUUGUUUUUUGCCAGUCACAGAGGGUCAGCUUGGUUAUACCUCUGUGAAUACUCAUGCAACACCCCGCAAAGUUACUUCAUUGAAGGCGAAGAUUGUAGCUGUUUCUGCAGUAAGCAAACAUACCGCCGUAGUUUCUGAGUGUGGUGAAGUUUUCACUUGGAGAGCAACAAGCUCUUUUGUCUGCCCUCAGCAUCCUGUUUUAGGUGGUGGAGUCACUGAUUCUGGUAUCGAACCUCGCAGAGUAUCUGAAGUUCUACCAACUGCUUUUGAAAGUGCCAGCCUUUCUUCUAUCAGGUGAUUUGUCCUUUGAUUCAUGCCAAGUUCUUCAUUUUUCCAGGUUUAAGGGUUCAGUUUCUCGUGACUGGAUCGAAUUACUUGCUUCUUGCUGAGUUUUUUUGGUGCCAACUUGCUUCUUUCUUGACCAAACAAUGUUCUGGCUCUCUAUGUUCUCCAAGUCUUUUGCUUUUCUUACUGGUAUGUGAUUAGAUGAGGCUGACAUUUCUCUAUCCAUGUCUCUUGUUUUUCUACAGUGGAUUGAAUCUUUGAUUGAUCGGAUAGAUCUUUCUGAAUCAGAGGCUGAAGCAUCUCUUGAUUUUUUACUGAAUGAAGCCACUGAGGCGCCGAUUAGUGCUUUUCUGGUUUUGUUGAGAGCUAAAGGAGAGACCUUUGAAGAAACAGAAACAGAUAUU
Molecule: messenger RNA, 4323 nt
Organism: Arabidopsis arenosa
Lineage: Eukaryota; Viridiplantae; Streptophyta; Magnoliopsida; Brassicales; Brassicaceae
Source: the annotation of a GenBank genome assembly